Molecule: messenger RNA, 3162 nt
Organism: Candida albicans SC5314
Lineage: Eukaryota; Fungi; Ascomycota; Pichiomycetes; Serinales; Debaryomycetaceae
Gene: MED16
Product: Med16p
Exons: 1
Coding region: 1-3162 (1053 amino acids)
Biological process (GO): positive regulation of DNA-templated transcription
Cellular component (GO): mediator complex
Source: RefSeq, a predicted model, not a curated record
AUGGCCACUCAAACUGACAAGCAAACUAUUGGUAGACAUCUUGAACAAGUUCCAAAAGCGUCUAAUUUGAUUUCGUGGUCCCGUAAUGGAUUCAUAGCAUAUAUCCCUCCAAUUAUCACGACUACUACCACCACCCCAACAACAACAACAACAACAAAUAAUAACAAAAGUAAUCUAUUAUUAACUUAUAUAAAGAAUUCCGAUGGGAAAAAAUGGCAAUUGGCAUCACCGGAACCCAUAAAUAUCAAAUUAGAGAACAACUUUUUACCUCAAUUAUCUUUGGUUUCUUGGGGGUCGUUAAAUACCGAUUUAGCUGUUUCUGAUAUUUAUGGGAAUUUCUAUAUAUUAUUGGCCGGAGUAGGGUUAUUAGAUCCAAAUCAUAUUCCGUCAACCAUUACAACGACUUCUACUAUCAAAACUGAGGGCAAUACCGAAAAAAAUAAAGAUACAAAACAAAUCGGCAAUGGAAGUGGGACUAAUGGUCAUGGAGACUCUCCGAUCAACACACCAAGCUUUGAAUUGACAUCUUAUAAUCAUAUGGAAAUGAUUUAUAGAGAUAUUAUUAAUCCCGAUAUCAAUUCAGUAGUUAAUCCUGGUGCAUCAAUAGUGGCUUUCAAAUGGUUAAAUAUUGAAAAGCCGCAAAUUGUUAAUAAAGCGGCAACUCGACUUGCUGAAAAUCCCACGACGACUUCAUCGAAUUCAUCUUCGUCGAUUUAUGGAUACGGAAUUAAUCAAUAUCAGCCAUAUGGAGUAUGUCAUCCAAUCCCAACAAAGCAAGCGUGUGUGGCAUUAAGAAAGAAUGGUCAAUUUAUAUUAUUUUAUCAAGGUGAGCAUAAAGUAGAAUACCACAAAAUAUGUUGUAAUUUAACUGAUAAUAUUUCAAUAAUUGAAAAGGCAAGUAUUGGGUUCAAUAAUGAUAAACAGAUCAUUGUUACGGCCUGGGACUCAUUAAGCAAUGAUAUCAAUGUUUAUUCUAUUGAUAUCAAUUGGGGGUUCCUUGUUGAAUCUGCCAAGAGACAAAAAUUAGAUCAACAUUAUCAUACUCCAAAGGAAGCACAAAAACCACCUCGAUUGACUUUAAAGAAAUUGCACCAAAUGAAACCAAUCCAAUGUUUUAAAGAAGAAGAUGGUGAAUCGCAAUCACAACUGGUGGUGCCUGAAAUGGGGAAAUUAAAAGUUGAAGAACUUUCUUCAAUUGAUAUUAUAUCGAGUAAUCCUGAUCCCAAAUCGGGUUUAAGUAUCUUGAUUACAUAUGGGUCAUCUAUCAUAUAUCGAUAUGCAUUAGAAAAGUCCGAUUCAUCUAAUACCACUAGUGGUGGUGAAACGUCGAAAAAUCCUAUAUCACAAGCAUUUUAUAAUUUAGGAGUAGAAAAGAAAAUCGAUUGGAAAGGUGAUGAUUCAUCUGUUAGAUUAGUAUUUAAAGAUAAAUUGAUGAGAAGGGGACAAAUUGAAUCGAUCAUCAAUGGGUUUUUAGAUUUAAGUUUUUCAAUCAUUUAUAAGGAUGGUACUGUUGAUGUCGUUGAUACAACCUCAUGGAAAAUUGUCAACAAUAGUAAAAACAACAAUAGUGUAACCGGGGAUGAAAUGGAGCUAGACAAUAAUGAUUACCCACCUAAAUUAAUUUCAAAUCUUUUUGAUCAAGGAUUUCAAUUUCCAAAAAUUUCCCAUAAAAACCGAUUAGUGUUGGCAAUAUCUCCUACUAUGUCUUCUAUUGUAUACACUGAAAUCUAUGGAGAAACGGUCAAUUUGCAAUUAAAACCAUUGGAAAGAAUUGAUAAUUUUGGCACCAAUUCUCAUGAUUUGUAUUAUACAUCAGUGGCAUUUGCCCAUCGCUAUGCAUUUGCAUUGUAUACCAGUACGUGUUCAGAUGAUUUAUUAUUAUUAAUCCAAUCAGAAAUCAACCGAAUAAAAGAUGCAGUAGAUGGAGAUACCAUUACUCGAAAUAAAUUAGGUAAACAAUUAUGUGAUCUGGUGAUUAUUGAAUGUCACAAGGCAAUUAAUUUCCAUUUGGAUACUAUUACCAAAGAAUCACUUGAUAAAUUAUUAUCCAACAAUGCAUCAUUACAAAAAUUGUUAUCAUUACAACUAAUUCUUGGUGAAUUUCAACAACUGUCACAUUUUCCCAAUAACUAUGUUGUUCCAGAUAUUGCUUGGAUAGUAUUGAAUCUUCGAAGUGCUAGUUUGGGGAUAAUGUUUACUUUAUCGAGUAUUUAUCGACAAGUGUCGAAGAAAAAACCUAGUGAAGAUACUUUACAAGAUUCAAUUACACGAGGAGAAUGUAUUAUGUCGAUAAUUGGUAAUUUCAAAUGGUUAAUUGAUUUAUUGGUGUAUUUGAAUCAAGAAUUAUUACAAUUGAUUUAUGUUAAAAAUAAUUUUUUGAAUAAUGGUAAUACCACUACUAGUAAACUCACUUUAUCAAAUUCCAUUGUGUUACCAUUGAUUUUGAAUAAAGUUUCGAGACUUUUUUUAAUGUAUGCAAUUUCUGCUAUGGGGAGAACUCAUGAAAUUUUGAAAAAAUUACAUAAAGAUUUAACUGAAGCUAAUAAAUUAUUUGCUCCCAUGAAAGAAUCCUUAAAUCGAUAUUUUUCCAUAUCAAAUAAUUCACCAAUAACCGUGAAUUUAUUUGAAAGUUAUUUACGUGAAUGUGAUGCAUUAUUGAAUAAAGAAGUACCACAAAAGAUAUUAACAGCAAACAAUUCCAUUAAUGGAAAUGUCAAUGGUAAUUCUGGCACUUCCACCAAUAAACCUUAUUCGGCAUUAAAAUUUGAACAAAAAUUAUUGAUUAAAGGAAUAGAUGUCAAUGAUGAUAAUGAUAGUAGUACCAAGAUCAGCAAUACGAUUAUUGAAGAAUUAUCAAAUAUGAUACUUGAUCGAUAUUCAAUUAGUAUUUCUCGAGAAACAAAACUUUCUGAAUUGAUGUUUUAUGAUACUGAUUGGUUGAAUAUUGGUAUUAAUAAAAAAGAGGUCCCAUCAUACACUAUUGAUGCAUUACGGAAAUUGAUAAUUUCUGAUAGCAGUACUAGUACUAGUUUGGCAAAGGGAGAGAAAUUACGAGUGUGUACUCGAUGUCGAGCAGUUUCACUUGUGGGAGAUGUCACAGGCUUAUGGACUAUGGUGUUUCAGCGUACUUGUAUGUGUGGCAAUGCAUGGGUAAAUGUAUAA